This is a messenger RNA of Cercospora beticola, 2145 nucleotides long. RefSeq names its product Zn(II)2Cys6 transcription factor domain-containing protein. Gene Ontology annotation, molecular function: zinc ion binding; DNA-binding transcription factor activity, RNA polymerase II-specific. Gene Ontology annotation, biological process: regulation of DNA-templated transcription. The record is from RefSeq and is a predicted model, not a curated record. NCBI's taxonomy places the organism in Eukaryota, Fungi, Ascomycota, Dothideomycetes, Mycosphaerellales, Mycosphaerellaceae. Gene Ontology annotation, cellular component: nucleus.
CACUUCCAGCGCCCACUCAUCCUGCAGCCGCCUCGAAGUGUUCAGACUCCCACCUCUCGAAAACAAGUAGACGUAUCUGCUCCAUAUGCGACAGCACCUAGCUACGGAUGCGACGCAUCAUGUGUGUCAUCUACGCCAAGAGCAUUCCCCCGAACCUCAAAGGAUUCGCGAGGCAAGGAUCUACAUGUGCAGCUGCACGGAAGCAAGUCUGAGGGAGCAGGUGGAGAGCAGAUUAUGGUGCACACUACCGCUCAGCUGGGCGAAGUCAAUCCUAUGCUUGCGCUGCUAUUACUUCUAGAAUCGACCUGAAAGUCAUUGCUUUGUUCAAGCCGUCUUGGAUUCAGCUGCGGCACGCAUUCUACAAUCUUCAUUUCAGUCUGUACUAAUGGCUGAGGCACAAGCUACGAGACAAACGUCAAGCUCUCCCGGACACAGUGCGGCACAGCCUGUCAAGCGUCGAGCCGCAUGUGAUGAGUGUAGAACGAAGAAACUAAAAUGCUCAGGCGCCUCGGUUGAGCGACCACGAUGUACACGAUGCGAACGAGAGAACAUAGCCUGCGUGUUUUCAGCUCAGAAACAGAUGGGAAGACCCAAGAAAAGGCAUGGGGAGAACGCAGAGAACAACGCAAUUACGAAGAGGCGCAAUCGGGAGCGUACUUUGGAAAUCAACACGGCUCAAAGCAUUCCUGAGAUGGACAUUUACGAGAGCGCUUUUACACCAGGAGGCAGUCUGCAGCCUUGGCUGAGAGACGGCUGGCCAGCCGAUGUUAGCGGAGAAGGCGGACACAACGGGCACGGCAGUGAUGGAGGUUUGCCCGGCCUGACGCCCGACGCUGGUAUGGAAUCGAGCCGCAGCAGCAGCCUGGAGAACGGCCAAAACAGCCUCGUGGGCGUUCAAGACGAAAGUACUUCGCUACUUCUUGAUCCUUCCCUCACAGGCAUAGCCGAUGCCCCAACCAGUGUGCAAGCAAGCUCUACGCCCAGUUGCGCUUGUUUGAGCACCCUCUACCUGACGCUGAACAAUCUUCAAGUGAUGGACAACGACAGGUGCAGCUUUCCGUUUUCGCUGCAUCCCUUGCGAGAAGCAAUGCAGACCGCAUCGGAAGUCCUGAAAUGCGAGGCGUGCCCUUCUCGAUUUAUAUCAGCAAUUCAAAAUACACAGUUGGUCGGUACUUUGUUAAUGUCCAUCGUCGAACGUUUCGGCAAGGUUCUGGGGCACAUUAAUGCCGAGGCCGUUCGAGCGCAAGCAGCAGGCGAGAGCAAGAAGUUCACUCUGGCUGACCUCAACAGCUCAACUUUGCAUCUGCAUACUGGUGGACUAAAUUGCUCGGCCGCGUUCUCUAUCGACCUUAGCCCGGGUGAGUGGAAAAGCAUGUGCAAGAAGGUGGUGCGAGCUGAGGUGCAUGGGCCAGGGGCUGGAAACAACUGCUGUCCAUAUUUUGUUGGGCUAUGCGCACAGAUGGAGCAAAGGCAAGCCAGAUGGCACUCGCGACCUCUCCCGAAAGACUUUCCUCGUGACGGUAAAGGGCUCGCAGUCGGUAUGGAGCGGGAAUCGAUAAAUCCCGGACACGCCAACGGCGAGUACUUGUGUCUUAAACUGGUCGGCUUCGCACGCAGGCUUGUGGCGACAUUGGACUGGUCGUGAUUUUCGCCAUUGAGCUUGCCGCGUUAAAGAGGUUGAUAGACCAAUCCAUAAAACGGAGUGUCACGCGGGCUUCAACAGAAAGCUGUGUCUCCCUUUCAUGAGAGUCCCUCAGCCGGGCUUCCUCAACUUGUUAAGCGCUGCCAUUACUCCCUCACUGAGCGCCUCGUCGUCCUGCUUGCGCUUCUUUGGCACCUCAGACGGUUCGUUUCGCGUUGUUGCGGUAGUCUUCUUGACCGGAAGCAUAGCCUCAUUCAUCGCUGCAGCAAAAGCCUCUUCGUCCUCGGUGGGCUCUUGUAUCUGUUCUGCGAGCCGACUAGGCGGGCGGCGAUCGGCGUCGGCCAGACCAGUAUUCGUGCGGCUGAGAGCAGGGGUAGUUGCUGCACUGGAAAUUGCCUCGUCCCUCGUGACAUCUCUGGACAAUGUCGGCGCUCGUGAUAUUGGCUGGGUGCCGAGAAUGUUUUCCACUUGUAGUCCUCGUUUGCCGGCUCGCUGAAUCCGAA